AUGUCUUCGAGUGUUGGUGUCAACUGUACUGAACUUAAGCAAAAAUAUGACAAUUGUUUCAAUCGCUGGUACUCUGAAAAAUUUCUAAAAGGAGACACAACUCCCGAAUGUGAAGAUCUAUUUAAGGAUUACAAAGCAUGCGUUAUGAUCACUUUGAAAGAAAAGGGUAUUGAUAAGCUAUUAGAUAGCUCACGUAAAGAGAACCCUUUCCCUACAACAAAUAAUACAACACAGAAUGGUACCGAAACAGUUGAUUAA
Messenger RNA from Rhizopus microsporus ATCC 52813, 258 nucleotides. RefSeq names its product UPF0203-domain-containing protein. The record is from RefSeq and is a predicted model, not a curated record. The transcript has 2 exons. Lineage: Eukaryota; Fungi; Mucoromycota; Mucoromycetes; Mucorales; Rhizopodaceae. The coding region runs from base 1 to 258 and encodes 85 amino acids.